AUGGAGACAAAUCAGAAUGCAAAUGCUGAUGAAGAUGUCGAUUCAACUGCUAAUAACGCACCAGCUGAAUCAAGUUCUUUUAGCAUCUCAAACACUAAUUUAUAUACAAGUAGAACAGAAGAACUUUACGAUGAUGAUUCGUGCACACCAAUAGUAGAUGACAAUUUGAAACCAGUCAAGGGUACUAUAUUUAAGACUAUAGAAGAAGCUAUACAAAUGUACGAAAAGUAUGCCUAUGAAGCUGGAUUUGAUACCAAACUAUCAACCCAAAGAAGGUUAAAAAGUGGUAAGGUUAAAACCAAGUACAUUUGGUGUAGUAAAUCUGAAAAGAGUCAAGAUGUUAGUAUGGAUACAUUAAAUUCAGAAGAAAAAGAACGUAGAUCAUCAACAAUGGUUACAGGUUGCAAAGCUCAUGUUUUUUUCAAAAUUGUCGAACACAACGGAAAAUAUGAGUUAACAGAAUUUGUAGAGAAACACAAUCACAAGAUGAAUGCAGGAGAAUAUAGAUACCUUUCAAAGAAACAUAGAAAACUGGGCAUAUCCGAAAUAAAUUUUAUUCAGAAGGUUUCAACUUCCGACAUAGGACCAACUAGAGCUCAUCACAUCUAUAGUAACCUCGUAGGAUCUCAGAAAAACACACAUGGAACGGUGAACAACAAUGAGCUUGCUGGAUUAUUUUGGGCUGAUGAGAUUGCGAGACAGAAUUACAUAGAAUUUGGAGAUAUCAUCUCAUUCGAUGCCACAUACAGAACAAACAGGUACAAUAUGAUAUUCGUACCUUUUACAGCCAUAGACAACCACAAGAAGACAGUUUCUAUUGGAGCAGGAAUGAUAAUCAACGAAACAGCGGAAUCUUACGAAUGGUUACUGAGGGCAUUCUUAGGUGCAUUUGUUGAACAACCUAGGAUGGUUGUGACUGACCAAGAUGUAUCAAUGAAGAAGGCAAUUGCAACAGAUUUCCCAGAUUCACGACAUAGACUGUGUAUGCGGCAUAUAACUUAA
Molecule: messenger RNA, 1002 nt
Organism: Erigeron canadensis
Lineage: Eukaryota; Viridiplantae; Streptophyta; Magnoliopsida; Asterales; Asteraceae
Product: protein FAR1-RELATED SEQUENCE 5-like
Exons: 4
Coding region: 1-1002 (333 amino acids)
Biological process (GO): regulation of DNA-templated transcription
Source: RefSeq, a predicted model, not a curated record